AUGGUACAACCUCAGGGACACGACCCCAUGGAGGACGCCUGGACACAGGACAGAACCAUCAGUCCUCACCCCAUGAGGACCAUAAGGACUCAACAUGGUCUGAGGACUGACCUGAGACUGAGAGGACCAGCAAGACCCUCACACCUGCUCAAACACAUGGGACAGACCUACAGACAGACCUACAGACUGACCUACAGACAGACCUACAGAAAGAUCUACAGACUGACUUACAGACAGACCUACAGACAUACCUACAGACAGACCUACAGACACAUCUACAGACUAACCUGCAGACAGACCUACAGACUGACCUGCAGACAGACCUACAGACAGACCUACAGACUGACCUACAGACAGACCUAA
Messenger RNA from Knipowitschia caucasica, 363 nucleotides. The record is from the annotation of a GenBank genome assembly. NCBI's taxonomy places the organism in Eukaryota, Metazoa, Chordata, Actinopteri, Gobiiformes, Gobiidae.